AUGGCUUCGCCAGCUCCGCGACCAUCGGGUGGCUCCCCUUCAGAUCUCUCAAAAGUUCUUGAACCCGCUAGAUUAUCAGUUACGGGCAGAUCCAAGAUAAGGCGAAGGAUGAGCCUCCUCCAAUAUCGCAGACGUAACAACCUCAAAAGCAGGCUUACAUCAGCGUCUGAAAGUCUCAGCGAACAACUCAAAUCCACAUCCCUAUCCGACGGUCUGGCCAAAAAGAGAGUUAAAUCAGAGGACAACGCUUUGUCGGCUACAACAACAACUUCGCUGGCCAAAAUGAGCUUUAACAGAGAUAAGAACAACCAUGGGUUCCCGGAUUUGCCAUUUGAGCCGGUGUUUCGAGCCGGUAUUCUGAUAUUGGUCACUUCUCCUGCUGGGGAGCUGUCGUUGGGAAUGUGUGAUGGGGAAGGGGGCCCGACUUAG
Histoplasma capsulatum G186AR is the source of this 429-nucleotide messenger RNA. RefSeq lists its product as uncharacterized. NCBI's taxonomy places the organism in Eukaryota, Fungi, Ascomycota, Eurotiomycetes, Onygenales, Ajellomycetaceae. The transcript has a single exon. The coding region runs from base 1 to 429 and encodes 142 amino acids. The record is from RefSeq and is a predicted model, not a curated record.